Hyla sarda is the source of this 1774-nucleotide messenger RNA. It is a transcript of the gene TIMM44, whose product is annotated as translocase of inner mitochondrial membrane 44. Gene Ontology annotation, biological process: protein import into mitochondrial matrix. Gene Ontology annotation, molecular function: protein-folding chaperone binding. Lineage: Eukaryota; Metazoa; Chordata; Amphibia; Anura; Hylidae. The transcript has 13 exons. The record is from RefSeq and is a predicted model, not a curated record. The coding region runs from base 95 to 1450 and encodes 451 amino acids. Gene Ontology annotation, cellular component: mitochondrial inner membrane.
UCUCUUACACGUGACUGAUCACCUGACCAUGACAUUAUCGGAAGUCCUGUAGCUGCUAACGUGCGCGAAGGUCAAAGGGAAUUCUUGUAUAAAGAUGGCAGGCGCCUUGCAUCAGUGUAGCCGGAUCCUGCUGUAUGGUAGCCAUAGGUUUGCAACAGUGUGGCAUCGAAUACCUCAAAAUAGCUGUAGUAGUUUUUACUGGACAUGUUGCUCUCCUUUGGAACGAAAGGUACAGUUCCGCUGCUAUUCAUCACAUGGAAGAAGAGGCUUCUUGGCUGGGCUCCUAGAAGAUAUUAAGCAGGAACUUUCAAAAAACAAAGAGAUGAAAGAAAAUAUAAAAAAGUUUAGAGACGAAGCCAAGAAGUUUGAAGAGUCUGAUGCUCUACAACAAGCCCGCAGGAAAUUUAAAUCAAUCGAAUCUGAAACCAUGAAAACUUCUGAGGUGUUUAGAAAGAAAUUUGAAGAAAUUACAGACACUGUAAAAGAGAGCAUUGAUGAAGUUGGCAAAAGUGAUCUUGGCCGCAAAAUUCGUGAAGGAGUUGAAGAGGCUGCAAAAACUGCCAAACACUCAGCUGAGUCAGUAAGCAGAGGAGGGGAGAAGCUUGGUAAAACAACUGCUUUCAAGGUCAUCUCUCAGGGUGUAGAAACUGUGAAGAAGGAGAUUGAUGAAAGUAUUUUAACUCAGACUGGUCCCUAUCGACCACCAUCAAGGCUAAGAAAGAGGAGUGAAUUUUCAGGAGAGAAAAGUGAUGAAAAGAUAUUUGAGCCUAAUGAGGAGUCAAUGGAUGUCGUUCUGCAUAAAGAUUCUAAAUGGUAUCAGCAAUGGAAGGACUUCAGAGAUAACAAUGUAGUAUUUAAUAGAUUUUUUGAAAUGAAGAUGAAAUAUGAUGAAAGUGAUAAUGCUCUUAUUAGGGCAUCACGCACUGUCACAGACAAAAUCAGUGAUCUAUUUGGGGGAAUGUUUUCUAAAACUGAGAUGUCAGAGGUGUUAACAGAAAUUGUUAAGGUGGAUCCAAAUUUUGAUAAAGACGCAUUUUUGAAAAUGUGUGAGAAAGAUAUAAUUCCAAACAUCCUGGAGGCAAUUGUAGGAGGUGAUCUUGAUGUCCUCAAGGACUGGUGCUAUGAAGCGACAUAUAGUCAGCUAGCUCACCCUAUUCAACAAGCCAAAGCUAUGGGACUUCAGUUUCAUUCCAAGAUUCUGGACAUUGACAAUAUUGAUCUUGCAAUGGGAAAGAUGAUGGAGCAAGGUCCAGUACUUAUCAUAACCUUUCAGGCUCAGCUUGUUAUGGUUUUAAAAAAUCAAAAAGGGGAGAUUGUUGAAGGAGAUAAGGAUAAAGUUCUGCGCAUGCUCUAUGUGUGGGCUCUCUGUCGAGACCAGGAUGAACUUAACCCUUAUACAGCCUGGAGGCUUUUAGAUCUUUCCUCAUCUGCUUCUGAACAGAUCCUUUGAUAACACAGAGGCUGUUUUUCUGAAAUGAAAGCCGUCUCAGAGAUGAAGAAAGUUGUAUUCUGAAAAGAACACUGAAAUACUAUGACAUUCUCUUAUUAAACAAGAGUAAAAUUUAAUACCAUAUUGGUUAGAUCCAACUACCAGGAAAUGCCUGCGUGAUCAUCUUAUUUAAGAUUUGCUCACAAAGAAUGAACUCCACAUUUUCUUUAAGAUAUUAUAAUGUUACGUUAAUAUCUUUAUGUAUGUCUCCUGAAACAAAUUUUAAAUAGUGGAUGAAGAACAGUGCUGUCAUGAGAUAAUAAUGAAUAAAUACCAUGUCUGUCA